AACAUCGAGACAUGGUGCCCUCUGGAAGAAAACAUACCGGGAAAUCUGGGAAGACAUCCAUGGAAGAUCAGGUUAUAAGAGGCUAUGACUUUGAGAAAGCAGAUAAAAAACAUCUGAGUGGUUCAGAGGAGGAUGUCACUGAAGGGAAGACUCCAGUACUUGAUAAACAUGGGAAAAAGAGGACUUCUGCAGGAAUAGUUGAAGACAUGGGGGGUGAAGUACAGAAUAUGCUGGAAAGAUUUGGAGCUGAUAUUAACAAGGCUCUUCUUGCCAAGAGAAAAAGACUAGAAAUGUAUACCAAGGCUUCUCUCAAAACCAGUAACCAGAAAAUUGAAAAUGUUUGGAAAACCCAACAAGAGCAAAGGCAGAAGCUUAACCAAGAAUAUUCUCAGCAGUUUCUGACUUUGUUCCAGCAGUGGGAUAUAGAUGUGAAGAAAGCUGAGGAACAAGAAGAAAAACUAGCUAAUAUGUUUCGACAGCAACAAAAAGUUUUUCAACAGUCUAGAAUUGUUCAGAGCCAGAGACUGAAAACAAUUAAACAAUUAUAUGAGCAGUUCAUAAAGAGUAUGGAGGACUUGGAGAAGAAUCACGAUUAUCUACUUACUGGUGCACAAAAUGAACUUAGAAAAGAAAUGUCUAUGUUGCAAAAAAAAAUUAUGAUGGAAACGCAGCAGCAAGAGAUGGCAAGUGUUCGAAAGUCUCUUCAAUCCAUGUUAUUCUGA
This is a messenger RNA of Balaenoptera musculus (blue whale), 722 nucleotides long. It is a transcript of the gene SYCP3, whose product is annotated as synaptonemal complex protein 3. NCBI's taxonomy places the organism in Eukaryota, Metazoa, Chordata, Mammalia, Artiodactyla, Balaenopteridae. Gene Ontology annotation, cellular component: synaptonemal complex. Gene Ontology annotation, biological process: spermatid development; meiotic cell cycle. Bases 12 to 722 code for a protein of 236 amino acids. The record is from RefSeq and is a predicted model, not a curated record. The transcript is spliced from 8 exons.